This is a messenger RNA of Erigeron canadensis, 1565 nucleotides long. RefSeq names its product U-box domain-containing protein 62-like. NCBI's taxonomy places the organism in Eukaryota, Viridiplantae, Streptophyta, Magnoliopsida, Asterales, Asteraceae. The record is from RefSeq and is a predicted model, not a curated record. Bases 64 to 1242 code for a protein of 392 amino acids. The transcript is spliced from 8 exons. Gene Ontology annotation, biological process: protein ubiquitination. Gene Ontology annotation, molecular function: ubiquitin-protein transferase activity.
ACAAUCGAAUAAUAACAAAUUAGAGCUAGGGUUUAAUAGUUUUAUCUCUAGCUCAGUGGUGUCAUGGCUUCCGAAGAGAUCGCUCUACAUCGUCCCCAAAACCAUCACCAGCAGCAGACCCUAUUCUUCCAAAACGACAACCAUCAUCUCAACGGAAACACUAUCAACAACAAAACAACACGUGAACUCACUCGAUUUAUUGAACAUCAAAACCCUCACUUUCAACCCAAUCCCAAUUCCCAAUUUCGCCGCAGCAUUUUCGAACCUAGCGACGACGACGACGACGACGAUAAUGGAUCAGAUACUCCUAAUAAUGACGACGACGAAGACGACGAAGGUGGUCACGUGCUUGGAUUUGUAAAUACUAAUACUGAUAAUAAUAAUAGUAAUAAUAAUUUGAAUAGUAAUAAUGUUACUAAUAAUAGAAGUAGUGAAAAAAAUGGUAUUAAUGGCAAAAGAAAUCAUCUUUCUACUACUGGAAAUGAUGUAACGUCGAGUUCGAAUGACGGUGAUCGGAUUCAAGGGGAACUGUGUCUGUAUCAGAAUGCUGUUACUACGGUUGCACACCCGAAUGGUGAAAUGUACUAUCCUCACUGUCUUAAUGGGAUGGUGAUGGUGGUGGAGGGUUCGAGUGCCGGUUCAGGGAUUAAAGAUGUGUUGGUUGAUGAUGGCUCUUGUGGGUUUAGUGGAAGAAAGGAUGUUUCGAAUUCAGGGGAGUCGUUAAGGGCCAUACUCUCCGACCCUUUGACAGGAGCUCUCAUGGAUGACGCGAUGAUACUAUCUUGUGGCCAUUCAUUUGGUAGUAGUGGAAUGCAGCAUGUUAUGAGGAUUAAAGCAUGCUACACUUGUUCACACCCAGUGUCAGAAGGCUCAGUUUCUCCAAAUUUAUCCCUGCGAUCUGCUGUUCAUGCAUUUCUUAGGGAAGAAGGGGGGCAAACUCACCGUGUAUCCAAAAGAAGAAAUAGAUUAGAUCAGGAUGGAGUCAUCUAUGGCGAUUCAGCACUCGCAGACCAAUCGAGAAGCCAAGGUGUACAAUUUCCUUUUCGUGUGACUGAGCGUGUCAUUAUUAAGGGUAAUAAGAGGACGCCUCCCCGUUUUGUUGGCCGUGAAGCUAUUGUAACAACUCAGUGCUUAAAUGGAUGGUAUGUUGUGAAAACUCUUGAUAACGCGGAGAGUGUUAAAUUGCAAUAUCGGUCUCUAGCCAAGGUUCAAGAUUCUCAAAAGCCCUCAACCCUUGCUUGAAGUAUGAUCAUAACACCCAAUUGGCUCUGACCCUGAAUCAAACCUGACCUGACCCUGCGUGGGUCUAUCAUAUAUAGGUGAUACCAGUCCCCAUAUUUGUGGCCUCUGUAUAUAUGUAGAUGUGUUGGAUACUAUAAAUUAGUAUGCAAUGUGGGGGAGAAUUGUAUAGAGGUUCUGAAAGUGGUAGAUAAUUUAUUUAGCAAAAGUUGAUAGCUGAUACUGGUCUGGUGGCAUUUUACACCGAGUUUUCUGUGUAUGUAUCUGGUUUUUACUUCAAAAGAUAUAUACUGGAAUCGUAGACCAACAAUGUUUCACUGUGUUCA